This is a messenger RNA of Archocentrus centrarchus (flier cichlid), 2888 nucleotides long. Its product is annotated as monocarboxylate transporter 12-B-like. Gene Ontology annotation, biological process: creatine transmembrane transport. The record is from RefSeq and is a predicted model, not a curated record. Gene Ontology annotation, molecular function: transmembrane transporter activity. Bases 646 to 2037 code for a protein of 463 amino acids. Lineage: Eukaryota; Metazoa; Chordata; Actinopteri; Cichliformes; Cichlidae. The transcript has 7 exons.
CACUCGCCCCUGGACCAGCUGGGGGAGGUGUGGGUGUGGUGCUGACGCUGCGUUCUCGGCUCCGCGGGAGACAAACAGACAUGAGGGGGCAGACGGGCGCACUGUGGUCGGGGGCCUCAGAGUCUGGUUAAUCAUUGAGGGGCGGCCGGCACUUAUUGACUGAAGGAGCUUUUAAACUGUGGUGUCACAGACAGAAUGAGAACAGCGGGACUCCACUGUCUUUCUAUUGGCUUCGAUUCGCAGACGCUUGGAGCGAGGAAGAUGAAGGGGACGCUCUUCCACCCUUUAAUGACAUUACUCUGAUUCUGUUCUGUACUAUAAACGAACUCCACCGUCUUUUUUUUUCCUCUUCACUUUUCCCUCAAAUUUUUCCUCAUCUUUUUUUGUCUUCCCAUUCUUGCUACUCAGCUUCAUCUGGUCGAUCACCUCCCCUCAUUGGAGGAGGGCUGAGUGUACCUGGAUACCUGAUCACCUGCAGAGAGGCAGCUUGAAGUCCAGUAUAAGCUUUAAGGGGCAAAAAAAAAUUGUUUUUUGAACUCUCUUCUGACAGGCUUCAAGUUUCACUGCAGCAGCAGGCUGAACAAGUUUAUUUUCUGAGACCGGAUCUCCUCAGGACCAGAACUAGGACCAGGUGAAGCUGCAGCUAUGGUUGCUGGGAAGCACCGGGGCAGCAGAGUGUCUCCUCCAGAUGGCGGGUGGGGCUGGGUGAUCGUCGGCUGCUGCUUCAUUGUGACGGUCUGCACGCGUGCAGUGACCAGAUGCAUCUCCAUCUUCUUUGUGGAGUUCCAGGCCCACUUUGGGACCGACUACGCUGCCACCGCCUGGAUCCACAGCCUGGUGGACUGCAGCACCAUGCUCUGCGCUCCUAUCGGCAGCCUGGUGGGGAACCGCUGGUCUUGCCGGGUGGCAGUGAUGUUGGGAGGCUUCCUGUCCUCCUGUGGGCUCCUGCUCAGCUCCUUUGCCACAAACCUGAAGAUGCUUUACUUCAGUGCAGGGAUUCUCACAGGUCUGGGCUUCGCCCUCUGCUACACCCCCGCCAUCACCAUGGUGGGCUGUUACUUCCAGCAGAGGAAGGCGUUGGCAUAUGGCAUCGCCAUGUCAGGCAGUGGGAUCGGCACAUUCGUGCUGGCUCCGGUCGUGCAGAUGCUCAUCGAGCUGUACUCGUGGCGGGGGGCACUGCUUGUCCUCAGCGCCUUUGUUGCAAACCUCUGCGUUUGUGGAGCGUUGCUCCGACCAAUUACACUACAGGCAGAGGAGGAGGAGGAGCCCUGUGGGGAGAAGCAGUGUUGUGAUGACAUGGAAAAACCACCCAAAGAAGGCAUGGAUAUCCUGUCUCUGCCAUCUUCACCUGGAAGCUCCGCCCCCAGGCAGAGGAGGAGGUGGAGCUUCUUGUCCUGUAAGGAGUAUCACUUCCUGUUGCUGCCGGACUUCCUGGGUCUGGCCGUGUCCUUCCUGUUUCUGGCCAGUGGCUGCAGCCUCCCCUUCGUUUACCUGGUGCCCUACGCUCUGAGUGCUGGUGUCAGCCACCAGCACGCUGCCUUCCUUAUGUCCAUCCUGGGAGUCAUCGACAUUGUGGGGAACAUCACCUUUGGCUGGCUGACGGACAGAAGGUGUUUGAAGCCGUACCGUUUGGCCUGUUACAUUUUCUCUGUCGGGAUGGAGGGUCUCUGCUGUCUCUUCAUGCCGUUCCUUCGUUCCUUCCCGCUCCUUGUGCCCUUCGCUGUGCUCUACGGCUAUUUUGACGGCGCCUAUGUGGCCCUGAUCCCCGUGGUGACGUCUGAUGUGGUCGGAACUACGCACCUGUCCUUGGCAUUAGGCGUGGUCUUCUUCCUCCACGCCAUCCCCUAUCUGGUCAGCCCGCCCAUCGGAGGCUGGCUGGUUGACAUCACAGGAAGCUACAUGGCCACUUUCUUCCUCAGCGGCGCCGCUCUGCUGGCCAGCGCGGCCAUUCUCUCUGUUGUCACCGGGAUUCGCCGCUGCCGCCGGCGCUUUGAUUCGGUGCUGAUGCUGCCUUCCUGCUAUCAUCAUGGACCAUGAGGCCCUGCACUUCAAACUGUCUGACCAAUCGUGUUGAUUUUGAUCCUCAGAGAAAAUUACCAAUCAGGUUCCUUGACACCAAAGCCAACCGAAUGGCUUUAACGGGCCGGGACAAAUGUCAAUCACGGCUUCACGGGAAGUGGAAUCUUUUUUUAGAGUCUGCUGAAAACCAAGAGGCAAAAAUUAACUUUUGUUUAUUUUUUAACUUUGAGAAAACAUCCAGCUUCCUUUCUGAUCUGCCUCAUCAUCUGUUCUCGUGUGUCCUCGCCACAGUCACAUGACCAUAGCACACAGCUGACAAACUUAAUGUCUGCUAUGAACUAAGGGGGAAACCUCCAUUGCAGGAGGAAAGUGUACCUAAUAAACUGGACAGUAAAUAACACACAGCUGCCUAAAUCUUAUCAGUCCAUGAUGAUAAGCUCAUUUUUGACACUCAAAUUAAGCUCUCCUGGCUGAACCUGAACGCACCACACUGGUUUCAGCUGUUUUUAGUGAAAACGAUGAUGAUGAUCACAUGCUGUUUACAGAACAGUAGCCACUCUCAGGUACCGACCAGUUUAUUAAUGAGCCAAUAAAAACACAAUUAUAUUUUUAAUGGUGCUGCAUGAAGCUGAGUCCUUCUUACCACAGUGUGUGUGUGUGUGUGUAUGUCUGUUAGGGUAACACAAACAUCUUCAGCUGCUAUAAUUCAGGUACUGAUUAACAGGAGGUCAGGUCUGUGAGCAGGUGGGUUGAACUGUCUGCUGAUUGGUCCAGAGCAUCCUGUUGCUGCUGGAGUUCAGCUGGAAACUGAUGAGAACAAAGAGCCAAAGUUGAUUUUAAACCUGUUACAUGUUUCUUCAAUAAAAUGA